Molecule: messenger RNA, 2388 nt
Organism: Hydractinia symbiolongicarpus
Lineage: Eukaryota; Metazoa; Cnidaria; Hydrozoa; Anthoathecata; Hydractiniidae
Product: membrane-spanning 4-domains subfamily A member 8-like
Exons: 4
Coding region: 179-1078 (299 amino acids)
Biological process (GO): positive regulation of transcription by RNA polymerase II
Cellular component (GO): transcription regulator complex; nucleus; membrane
Source: RefSeq, a predicted model, not a curated record
UGUUUGUAUUUUUCAAAAGAAGAUUUGUUGUGACAGGCAAAGAUAUCGUAAUAGAUCCUGGAUACCAUUAGUCUUUUUUGAUAAAAUAUACUUGCUGGAGAUCAGGUUUUAACUCAAACGAAAAUAUGUAUUAUUUUAGGGUAGAAUAACACCUGUAUUUUGUGAUAAACAAGUCAUUAUGCUAAAUUCGACAGUUGUAACCUCAAGGCCGAUGCAGCCUGCUGCAAUGAUGCCACCUGCGAGACGACCUAUGAAUGUCCGUACAUUGCGUGGCUUGGCUAUUGCUCAGAUCGUGAAUGGAGUUUUAACCUUCGGACUCGGUAUUGGCGCAGCAGCCGUAUUUAACAAGAAUUAUUGGUUAACUGAAGCUGCUCCUGGAAUCUGGGGUGGUAUAUGGAUAUUUGUUACUGGUGUUAUUGGAGUUAUCUCAACAACACGCCCCGAAUCUAUACCACUAAAUAACACUCACAUGGCAUUUUGUAUUAUUUCAACGAUUGUAGCGUCCAUUCAUGGCAUCAUGUUUGCUGUAGGAUUAGGUUAUUACAACCAUUGCAAAAAUCGAUCCACAUACUACUUCAACUACCGCUACAGCUACGGCUACAGCUACGGAUACAGCUACAGCUCUUCUUACUAUUCCGGAGACUACCGUUACUGUUCUAGCAACAGCGCCGGUGUUGUAAUUUAUGCUUUUCUGGUUUUACUGAUGUCAGUUGAGUUUUUUGUAGCACUGGUAGCUGCAGUAUACUGUUCUCAAGGUGCCUGUUUGUCACGUUUCUGGGGUGGUGUGAUCAUCCAACAACAACAACCUCAGUAUAUUGUCACCACUUCCUCGAGUAAUCCAGCAUAUGUGACAUCGUCAGGUUACCCUGCUACCACAGUUAUGAUGACAUCCCCUCAUUUUAACGCAUACCAACAACCUGCUACCAUCACAAAUACAACGAUUGCUUACUCUCAAUAUCCUCAACAACAACAACAACAACAACAACAACAACAACAACAACAACAACAACAACAACAACAACAACAACAACAACAACAAAACUCCACUCCGCAAUACCCUCCUCCUCUUCAGUACUAACGUUGCAUUGAUACACUAAAGGAAUCCAAACACCAAUAAUAUUAUUUUAGAGGAUGAUUUUUUAUUUAUUUAUUUUUUCAUGCCAGGAUCCUUAAAUGUACUCGGUGUUCUGUUUUAUAUCACAAUCUAUAUGUGUUAGUUGAUUUUGGCACAACACAGUGUAGAGAUGAAUUUAUUUUUGAAGUAAUUAAAAUUGCACAGUAGUUUUAAUUUUCAGUUCGCUUUUUUGUUACUAUUGUCAAUUAGAUGUAGCUGGUCUACCUUUUACGCUAGUUGUAUUGUAUUUUUCUUACUUCAGUUUUUUUGCGUUCAUGGUUUUUGAUUAGUUUUGUGGUGUUACUUUGCAAGGAAUGGUAAUAGUGAUGCAAUGUUAACAAUUUGGGAGUUUUAGAAAUAUGGUAGCGUAGAUCAGAGUUUUUAUUGCUCUUUAUAUUUGGAAGUAUUCAAGAAGUUUUUAAUAAUGCAUGUAUUUUUCUUAUUUGGUUAUUUAUACAAAAAUUGUAAAUAACCACUUUAUUUCAUAUUUUUUGUGUGAUAUUACUACCACUGAUGAAAAAUCUUGUAGCCUGUGUAAAAAUCCACCGUAUCGCCCGCCCUUUUUAUACCCCAUUUCGUGCGUCUCGCUACUUGCAGUACCAUCUUGCGUGUCAAACAGACGUAUAAGGGUAUUAUAAUAUAGAUCACUCGGCUUAAAAUUGCAGUUUGGACCUUUCUCUGCAUGUCUGCGGACUAGGAAACCUUUGCAGCUUCAAUUUGAUAUAAAAAGAAUUAAAAUUCAUGAGGAAUUUAUUUAGUCAUAUUUCUUUUAUACUUGACUUAUACAGCCUUGUAAAGGAUACAGCUUAAACUAUUACAAGCCAGCACAUAUCAGACAAUCACUUUUUACUCUAAAUACACAUAUUAUUCUUGUAUUUUUACACAGUAUUUUUCGAAUAUUUAGAUAUGCAUUUUAUUUAAUAUUUGUGUAGGAUAUUUUUUCUAUCAAUAACUUACUUAACUUUUGAUGACGUGUUUGUAAAAAUAACCCAGAGUACCGUGCCCAUACUACAACUAUUUGGUAGAAUUAUUUAUAAUUAUACUUAAAUUAUUUUUGUAUAGAAGCAAAAAAAAAAGAUUCUAAGCACCUGAAUGUUUCUUGCUAACCUCUGAAAUGUUUGGUGCAUUUGACUGUUAUUUCUUUACCACAAACAUAUUCCUUCCUAGUCAUUCAUCCCUGCUGUCGGGUUUGUAAACAAUAUUGUAAUAAUAUUUUUUAUAUUUUAAUAGAAGCACAUUACAUUUAUGAAAAUACACAUUUCAACGUUACUUAA